AUGGCUUUGCCGAAUAUGCACCACGCAUCACCGAGCGACGCAGACAAAUUGAUAGACUUUGGAGAACGAACUGUCCAGCGCCACAUAUGCAUAUCCACCGAUCCUGUGAGUCAUCGUGGCUACCGACCCCAGGGAUUCGAUGCCACUGAUGACAGCCGGUUACAUGACGAAAAGCUGCAUUCUGAUGCGAUCGAAAGAUGGUCUGUUGCUAUGAAAGGGUUUCAGCCACCAGAUCACUUUUCAUCUGACAAACAAAAGCGCCGACGACAACAGGCACUGAUUGCAAACAAUGCAGAUGAGUAUGGUUUUACAACACGAAUGGAUAGCCCUACUACUUUUCAGUUUCUCAUACAGAGAUUCACAUUGCUAUUCUUCUUACUCUCCAACGAUACCAAAUUGUGGCCACACCUUUUGUCAGAUCCUUCCCUUCCAAAAAUGGCUUCCCGUUUUUCAUCAGAAGACAAGUUGACAGUCGUCAAGGCGAGAACAGACAACCCGGAGAUGUCCUGGAAAGAUAUUGCCGAGCUCAUCGAAUAUCGUCAUUCAGCUAAAGGCUGCCAACAUCUUUUCAGGAGAUUAUCAAUGUCCGAACGCGAAAACAUUUUGUUGUUUGGCCCUGCAAGCAAGCCUUCCAAUCACAAUAGACGCUGGUCCCCUGCAAGUGAAAAUCGCUUACUGGAAAUGUUCAAAAACAAUGCGUCAUGGGACAGUAUCGGUUUUGAGCUGGGUUGUACAAUAGCCGCUCGUAAAGCAAGGCUAACACUACUGAUCAAGCAAAUGGGCCGAAAGGUACCACCGGUAGACGCUGGAGUAGCGAAGAGAGCAGACAUAGGCUGUGCGGAGAAAAGGAACAAGAAGUCGUCAAGCCUACAUCACCGGAGUAUGUUGCUUCAUCUCCAAAACGCUCGGAUAUCGACUCAGUAUCCUCAAGACAAGGCUCUGUUGCUUCUUUGUGACACUCGGAUACCAGCUCUGUAUCCUCAAGACGAGGCUCUGUUGCUUCUUCAAACCGCUCGGUUAACAGCUCAGUAUCCUCAAGACAAGGCUCUGUUGCUUCUUCAAAACGCUCGGAUACCAAAUCAGUAUCCUCAAGACAAGAAUUGUGGCGAAAUCGCCAAACGGGCAAGGAUGCUGGUAGCAGAUCACCGUGGACCCGAGGAUCUGACUGCAAAUAGUGGCUCUCUAGCACAGGAAAGAAGUAUUUGGAAUAUCCUCAAUUAUCCUGUGAAUGAGACCGCAAAUUUUGGCUGUCCUAAGGAAUAA
Molecule: messenger RNA, 1263 nt
Organism: Zychaea mexicana
Lineage: Eukaryota; Fungi; Mucoromycota; Mucoromycetes; Mucorales; Lichtheimiaceae
Exons: 7
Coding region: 1-1263 (420 amino acids)
Source: RefSeq, a predicted model, not a curated record